This is a messenger RNA of Triplophysa dalaica, 5481 nucleotides long. RefSeq names its product Kruppel like factor 7a (gene klf7a). The transcript has 4 exons. Gene Ontology annotation, molecular function: RNA polymerase II cis-regulatory region sequence-specific DNA binding; DNA-binding transcription factor activity, RNA polymerase II-specific. The coding region runs from base 213 to 1190 and encodes 325 amino acids. The record is from RefSeq and is a predicted model, not a curated record. Gene Ontology annotation, biological process: regulation of transcription by RNA polymerase II. Lineage: Eukaryota; Metazoa; Chordata; Actinopteri; Cypriniformes; Nemacheilidae.
CAGACAAACACGCCUCCUCGAUUCGCGAGCAUCCGCAGACGCCGCUUGGGCUCCACACACUGACUGACACAGUAACCUGUGAGCGCCCGAUGCUGCUGCUCACAUUUUAAACAAUUUACGUGGAAAACCAAAACAGACCCGGACGGAUGGAUCUUUCACGGAAGACAUUUUAAGAGAGUUAACCGAGACGAUUCGCAUCGCGACCGAUCUGAAUGUUUCAGUCGCACGAGCAGAAGCGAACGCGGAUUCCUCGCGCAGAGAAUCAAAGUCACACGAACGCGCCGUAUAGCUGCGAAAACAUGGAUGUUCUGGCCAAUUACAGUAUUUUUCAAGAACUUCAACUCGUUCACGACACCGGGUACUUCUCGGCGAUGCCUUCGCUGGAGGAAAACUGGCAGCAGACGUGCUUGGAGUUGGAGCGCUAUCUUCAGACGGAACCCAAGAGGCUCUCGGAUCUUUUUGACGAGGAACUAGACGACAUCCUGACCCCGUCCUACAUGAAGGAAGACCCAGAGGAAGAUCCAUUAGACCCCGUCCUUCCCAACCUGAGCGAGCCCCCUAGCCCACCACCACCUCAUCUUACCCCACGCAAAGAACCCCUCUCUUCCUCCUCCUCCACUCUUCCCUCCCCAGACAUCACCUUAGGGGUCAACGCUGCCCAGCUGAACGCCGUCACCUCUCUAACACCUCCCUCGUCGCCGGAACUGGGGCGGCACUUAAUCAAACCCAUGCACACGCUCAGUGCCUCGCCCGACGGGACCCUCACGCUCAAGCUAGUGGCCCGAAAGGUGGGCUUGAGCACCGCCAAGCUGGUGGCGGCCCAUCCCGUGCCGCUGUCUCCGCAGCAUAGCAACAGCGGGACACAAAGCGAUGGGGAACAGGGCGGGACCUGCUCUGUGGGAGCUGGCGAGUUGGCAGAGAACAAGAAGAGGGUCCAUCGGUGCCAGUUCAAUGGCUGUCGGAAGGUCUACACCAAAAGCUCACACCUGAAGGCACAUCAGAGGACACACACAGGGGAGAAGCCGUACAAGUGCUCAUGGGAAGGCUGCGAGUGGCGUUUCGCGAGGAGCGACGAGUUGACGCGGCAUUACCGCAAACACACCGGGGCGAAGCCUUUCAAGUGCAAUCACUGCGACAGGUGUUUCUCUCGAUCUGACCACUUGGCGUUGCACAUGAAGAGGCACAUCUGAGGAGGAAGAGGACGAGACAAAAGGCGAGGUGGAGGAUGAGACAGAGAGGAGGUAGAGAAAGAGAGGGAUUGCGGGAAAGAGCUGGAUAAACCUCAGGCUGUUUACCUGGCCCAGCAGAGCGGGCCCCUGUGAGAGACCGAUAGAGGGCCGUUAUCGAUGGACCGUCAUUGGAUGUGCUUAAACAGGUCUUGAGGUUUGGUUGGCAAGAUCCAAGUCACGUCUGGGAUCGGACUUUGCUAACUGUGUGGACAUUUUAUCUGAUCAACUGUGCGGACUAUACUUUAAUAGGUAUUUGCUUAAUAAUCAAAGCAUCUGUUUCUACUUCUAAGGCUUUCCUACAUCUCCAAGAUACGAUUCAUUUUUGUCUAUUUAAAGUGCAUCGUAUGCAUUAUUGUGACAAAUUGACGGAGGUCAGUACAGUUUGGACAUCAAGUUGAGAAGCGAAUCCAUUGGAGAAUGCUUUGGAGAUGUUCCGUAAAUGGAUUUCUGAGGCACAUUUAUUUGUUUUUCCAUUUCGAGCAAGGAUUAUGUUUCCGUCAUGAUCCCGCCAAGAUCUAAAGGGGAACGGGGAAAAUGGAUUUAAAUGGCGACAACGUGGAGUUUUGUUUUUCUGCUCAAAUGUGAAUCUGAUUGGACGCAGCGGAGGAAUCAGUCUCACCUUCUACAUACGUGGACAAACCUCUCUCUUUCGAGUCCCGCCCUGCCAACCAAUAGCUGCGCAGCGACACUUUGAGACUUUUUUAAAGGAAAAAUUAAGGAAGAGAUCUUUUUGAUUGGUGACUGGGUUAUAUAAUUCGUAAGGCUUUUUUGCGUUUCUCCUGUGGAUGUGUACAAAAUAGAAAAAAAAGAAAUGAAAUGGACCAAAAACUGCCAUAUGCACAAGCAAAGAACAGAGGAUUCCACACUGGCACAGACGGCAAUUGUGGGACUUCAUUUCUAAUAAACGCAAACUUUUAGUCGCUAUAAAAGAAAAGCAGUUAUGUUGUUGCACACGUUUUGAGCAUUCCUCAACUUUAUUUAUGACCCUUGAAACUUUCUCUCAUACCCUGGAAUUUUAGCAUGAAAAGCGAAGUGGUUUCGUUACAAACUUGGCAACCGAAUACGGACCAUUUUAAUCAAGAUGGCAGAGGUUUGCGAUUAAAGUUUCAAUUUGUAAACGAAUCAAAAUAUGUCCAUACAAACCAUCUAGACAGAUAUUUUCCAUGAUUUUAGUUUGGAUGAAUGAAAGCGUUUUACUGUAAGAAAGGUGUCCGUUGUGUAUUUAAGAGUGAACAUAGUUUUGCUGGUUCAACAAUUGAGAUUUCACAAUUACGACGCAUCUGCUCUUGUAGACUUUUAGUGGGGUUACCGGUUUUUUAUUUUUUAAAUUACCGUAUGCCUUUUUUUGCAGGUUAAAAAUGGCUGUACAGAAAAAAUUGUAAAGCAAAACGAGGCUUAAAAUACGUACAAUCAAUUGCGGGAUCGAGCACUUUUCAAGAAAAGUGUUAUUGAAUGUAAGGUUGUGUCAUUCUGGACGGCCCUGCAGCUAUGCAAUCAUCCAGGCAGCUGUAAGGCUCAAUCUGCCCGAGACAGAUCCUGCAAACAUGUGAAUUUAAAGGGACAGUUCACCCAAAAUAUCUGUCAUUAUUUACCCUCCCAUCAUUCCAAACCUAGAACACAAAGGAAAAUCCAAAGUGCUGUUUACCCUACGAUGAAAAUAAGAGGGUUCAAAGAUGUCAAAAAAGCACCAUAAAAUAAGUCUAAACCAUUUGUAAGCUAUAUUCCAACUCUUCCACAGCCAAACAAUAGCUUUGUGUUAGAAAAGAAAAAUUUACACCAUGUGUGCUACAAAUAUGGCACUUCACAGCAGGCCUUCACUAGACACAAGACACUUAAGGACCAAUGGCGUCAAAACUCUCAUGUCUUAACUUUUAUGGUGCUUUUUUGGGACGCAAUUUUUAAGUUCCCUAUUACUUUGACAACAUCAAUGUUUCUUCAUAGUGAUUUGGAGUGUAAGGACAGAACUUCAUUUUUAGUUGAACUAUCCCUUUAAGGGAGAUCUGUGGCGGAAGCCAAUUGGUACAUCCGUGAGAAGACAGUAGGUGUUGAAUGAGGCCCAUAUAUGAAAAUGUAUAAAAUAAGCACAACAAACUCAUAUUAAUUUUUUUUAACCAUUGCAUACAACGCAUUGUAUAUUAACAUCAACGUUGAUCAUAUUGACGCUUCUAGGGUUCAAGGGAAAUGCAACAACAGAAUCAAAUUUAACGUUUUUUUUUUAAACAGCGUAAGCUUGACAUAUUUCGAUGAACCGAAGAACGGUUGUUUAAAAAUGAAUAUUCAAAAAAAAAAAUCAGACAUUUGUAAGCAUAUCUAUCAAUAUAAUAACACCAUUAGGUGUUAUAAAAUGGGGGAUAUCCGUGUCUCAAACCGCGCAGUCAUCUCUAACAUUUCACACUCGUCUUACAUGGACCAACGGGAGAAAAAUUUGACAGAAAGGCAGUAUGGGAAAUGAGGAUCGAAUUGGGCUCCCCCAGCAGCGGCCACCCUGGCCGCCCCCUCAAUGGGGUGGAACGGAGUGGCACCACACCGGAGUCGCAUGCCGCGCUUGUGCUGACCACGAGAUCUUAUCACAACUGCCCGACACAGUCAAUUUCACCCGUGUAGUCAGGUGUCAGCUUACCUCCUUCUCCGUCUGCAUUUGCUCCACGAGAAACAGAGACCCGAGGUGGACGAGACCCGGGGCAGCAGAGUCACGCAUAUCCAAAUAACUUGGUUUUCCUGUGGGAUUUUAUUGAAAUAUUUACAUUUUGUAGUCGAAAGCUUUUCAAAUGUUGUUUGUUAAAAGCAAGCGAAACAUGAAACAUGACAAGCAAGACGUCAUUUAAUCACACAUAUUUGGUGUCACCUAAUUACGGAGAUGAUGCGAGAUUUUCACAUGCUUGACGGUUUAAUUUACUUAGUCAAAACAGGAAAAUAAACAGGAACAGAAUCGUGGCAUAAAUCAUCCGUGAACCCAUCCAGGUCAUAUUUCAGUAAAACGUUACUUUUGCUAUAAGAAAACGAAGUCGAUUUUUUUGCAUUGCGACACUUUACUAUUAUAUAAAAAACUACUAAUACAGAAUGUAAUUUUUAUCACAUUGAGAAAAGUAAGAUAAAAAAAAUCUAAAGUAAAUGACCUAAAAGCAUUAAAAUCUGAAAUGUGAUCUGGACGUGUGUCCCCCCCAAAAAAGAUUAAUGUUAUAAACCAGUAUUCAUACUACAAAUCGAGCUCUUCAUAUAUACUGUAUGUAUAUGCUGCUGUGUAUGUAUAUAUGCCAUUUCACUUGGUCAACAACCCUCGACGUUCGCUUGUACUUUACCUGAUGGAUUUCUGACCAUUUGUUCACUCUUAAGUGCAUCUUUCUUUUCUGCUAAAUUCAGUCUUUAAAAUCCUCCGGAAGGACCAAUUUUGGACGUUACCUGGCAAAAAGCGGCUAAUGAGUUUGUCUUAAUGGUCCUGUUAAACCCCGCAGAGAGCUUGUUCUCUGCUCUUUUGGACUUGUUUUAUGUGCACUGUCUUUAGUUUCUCUCGAGUGUGUACGAACCUUCUGCCUUUCGCCCACUUAAACAGCAGCGACAACUUGCUGACCUCUUCGCUCGUGGGAUCUUGCAAUUAUUUGUAAUUACCGACGCACUCUUGCAGGUACAUUUUUACACAGUAAAAUUGCAAACUUACACCUUAACGACAAGCUGAGAUGCUAACGACAAUGCAGGGAACAUUAAAUUAGGAGUUCACCGCGAUUCCAUGUUUCAUAUCUCGUGACGGUACGUUUAGUCAGUUUUACAGGUUUGUGCGUUAUUUUCGGAUUGAAGCAUUAGUUCGUACGUUCACAUUAGCAGCUUCUCACUGUGCGCUCACUAUUAAAGCGUUGUGUUUUCGUCCCGUUCCACUGCUCAAAACGCUGUGCUAAUAGCUUUCAAAUAAAUGGUACGACGACGAUAAACAGAGUGAUUUCCGAUGUUCGUUGCACUUGUAGUGUAGUUUUCCGGUUAAAGCCUUUCUACCGCAUUUCCCGCUGUAAAUUAACUCUGAUCCGUAGGCUUUCUGCAGGCAUUUCACGCUUUCCACUUUGCUCCGAUAUUUAUGCUCUUCUUUUUGGUUUUGUUUUGUUUGCUGUAAAAAGUGUUUGCAUAUAUUAUUUGUAUUAUAUGAUGUUAGUACGACAAUGUUCUUUAUUAAGGAAAAAGGAAAAAGAGUUUAUUUUUGUUACUGGUUUGUUUCAUAAUUCUUUUUUAAAUUGGUAUUGUAAUAUAUCUAUGCAAGAACUGUUAA